GCAGAUUUCGCUGCUGAAAUGGGUUUCAAACGGGAGUCACUUUACACCAAUAAAUCUUCCAUUAUUCAGCAGCAGUGGCUUCACAGGAACUGCCAACCCAAUUUCAGAAUAAAUGUGACGCCCGAUCCGAGCAAAAGUUGUGGACCAUAUAAGCCUGCAAGGGGUAUAAGUGGACGUUUUCCCGGCACGCCAGAAAUCAAUGAUAACAAUCACGACACGAUUGGUAUUGUUGUAGUCGAUUUCGAGGGCAAUAUUGCUGCUGGUACGUCAACCAACGGCGUCAAUCACAAAAUUCCAGGGCGAAUGGGCGAUUCAGCAGUACCUGGUGGAGGAGCAUAUGUUGAUAACGAGAUCGGUGGCGCGGCAAGCACCGGUGACGGUGAUAUUAUGAUGAGAUUUCUUUCGAGCUUCCAGACGGUGCGAAAUAUGGCUGAAGGACAAAGCCCAAGGAAGGCAGCCGAAAGAACAAUCCACGCAAUUGCCAGUAAGUAUCCGAAUUUUUCGGGUGCUAUUAUCGCAGCGAACAAAGCGGGUGAAUUUGGUGCAGCAUGUUACGGCAUGGAGACAUUCAAAUUCUGCAUUCAGAAUCGAUUUUUUAAAGAAGUAAAAGUGAUGUCAGUGAAAUGCUUAUAA
This is a messenger RNA of Gongylonema pulchrum, 633 nucleotides long. The record is from the annotation of a GenBank genome assembly. Lineage: Eukaryota; Metazoa; Nematoda; Chromadorea; Rhabditida; Gongylonematidae.